CAUUCCAUCUCCCCCCUCACCACCAUAAGCCACCCCCAGACCCCGUUUCCGCUGAUGAUAGUGUCGAGCCAUGGUGGCGGAGCGCGUCGUCACGGUGGAGUACCUGGAGCCGACCAUGUCACGAGAACUCCUCGGCAAGUUCCCGGACAACUCCGCCUUCGACUUCGAUUACUCCCAGAGCGGGAUAUGGUCUCCCCUGCUCCCCCGCGGCAUCGAUGACGCCCGGAAGAAACUCUUAGCCAGAUCUCCAGUGACACUCCGAAGAGUGAAAGCAAAGCUCACAUACAAGAAGCGGAAGAAGAGGCCGAGUGCUAUUAGGAAGAGCUUAGAUUUCUCUCUGGUUCCUUCUCCUAAACUGAAUGGUUUACAAGCGAGAGUCUUCAUGAGUAGGACAAGAGCAGAUCGCUGCUACUACUGCGAUCGUUGUUGUUGUUGCUACGACUGCGACGGCGAUGGCUGCGGCUGCGAUGGUAGCAGUUGCGAUUACGGCGGCGGCGGUUGCAAUUAUGACGGCGACGACUGCGACUGCGACGACGACAGCUGCAACUAUGACGGCGACAACAGGGUGGUGCUGAGAGCAGUCGCGAAGCGCUUCAAGGUCCAUGCAAGAUCGCCGCUGCAGAUGAUGCUGCCCACAUUGUGACCCGAGAAACAGUUGCCUGCUCAACUGGUGUAUCAGAUCUCCACCGCAAUUGCUGUAGCCAUUUGUUUGUUUUCGUUCCUGCAUCAUGCAGAUUUAAUUGUUCUUGGUGUGUGGUGGGAACGAAGCACUUGUAAUCGAUCCACAUUGUUCAUCAUGCAGGCAUUAGAUUUCCAUCUCUUC
Messenger RNA from Musa acuminata subsp. malaccensis (wild Malaysian banana), 823 nucleotides. NCBI's taxonomy places the organism in Eukaryota, Viridiplantae, Streptophyta, Magnoliopsida, Zingiberales, Musaceae. The record is from RefSeq and is a predicted model, not a curated record.